Eurytemora carolleeae is the source of this 1002-nucleotide messenger RNA. RefSeq lists its product as uncharacterized. The record is from RefSeq and is a predicted model, not a curated record. NCBI's taxonomy places the organism in Eukaryota, Metazoa, Arthropoda, Copepoda, Calanoida, Temoridae. The transcript is spliced from 8 exons. Bases 6 to 935 code for a protein of 309 amino acids.
CUGCAAUGCUGAUUGACUGGCAAGGAUGUGGUUUCGAUCUAGUUAGCAAUGAUCUAAUGUGGUGCUUGUAUGGAUUCAUAAAGAACCUGCCCGAGACAGGAGAGAUGAUUCAUGGGUUCGUGGAAUAUUCUUUAGUCACAUACUGGGACUUCUUAAAGAGCGUACUAAAGUCCUUUGGAGACACAUGCUCCGACUUUGAUAUCCCGGAGGACUCGGACUGGGCGGCGGAGUUAAUCAAGGAGGGAUUUACACUAGAGUUCAUGAAGAAUGCAAUUAUCAGGCCUGUGUUAUGUUUGAAGAAUACUCAACUUCUGAUGGAUUGGUUUCACAAAAUAACUAGCGGAUCCCCGGAUGAGCCCCCGCCCCCUGAAUCUGAAAUAUUUAAAUCUGAGACGUACUCCAACUUUAUCUACCUCUACAUGAAGAUAGGGACCGAGGUUAACGUGUUCUCUCAUCUAGGGAAGGUUCUCUUUAUGUACAUGAAGGAAGCUAUGUUCUCUGAUGAUGAUCCAGAUAAAGAGGAUGAGAGUGAAGAAGAAGAAGAAAAAGAAGAAAAGAAUGAUCAAACUUGUGCUAUGGUUGAUUCUACCCAAGAGAACGGAACGGAAAACAGCGGAGAAGCUGAACCCAGAACAACAGAUCUUGACAACCCCGGAGAAAACGGUACUAAUCCUUCUACAACCCUUGAGUCGGAACUAGAAAGAUUAAAAGAGAACCUUGCUUUGUGUUUAGAGAAUGUGAGAAGUAUAUCUGAACUAAGGAACGGGAGUGAACAGUCUACAGGUGAGGAGGAGCUGGUUCAAGACUGCAAGGAGACCCUGAACAAGAUCUCAACCCUAGCUCCGGAGCUGUUUCCUCAAUCUAAACCCGCUGAACCUGAAAUGACAACUGUAACAUCUAUGUAUGGAAAAGUUUAUAAAGUACGAAAAUCCUGACAUUUUCAAAAUUUUAACGUGUUUUUAUUUUAUUUUAAAAAGACAAAAAAAAUUAGUAAGAGUAAAA